UUACCGCUUACAGAUAAUAUGAGUCCGUGUUUCACAAGAACGGAAACAUUCCUGGAACGCACGAAAAUUUUCAUCCUGAUGCUUGCAUCAUCAUGUUUACUGUGGGUGCAAACAAUACUGCAGAAAAUUUUGCGUGGGGAUGUUCAUUAUAGAUAAUGGAAUGAAAGAAUUGCCUUCAAUGGUCGGGAAAUUGCUUGAAAACUGGCAGAGGUCGUAGUGAAAUAUAUAAAUUAUUGUAAUUCUGGUACUUUGGCGAUGUAACUCGUGAUGCACCCAAGCUUGUGGACUGCCUCUUCCACAAACACCAUAAAGAAAGACAGCUUCAAGUCUAGAAGCUCAUCUUCUGGUCUUAAUUCCUUAUACACAACAUUUAACAUCCAAGAACCUGCAAGAGCUAAUAGGGAAGACAAUGUUACUCUCGUCUCGGCAGCCACGACAAAGCAGGCCGUUUUCACUCUCGAGUCUCUCUUCGGAAGCUCCCAAAAUACUUCACUGGACGGAGAGAGUGUUGGGACGGACGCAUCAGGCGCUUGCUCGGAACGAGGUGCUCGGCGUUCGACAGGUAAUCAGUCGGAUCGGAGACGCAGAAAAUCCGAAUCUCAAUACAGAGGCAGCUCUGCCGGAAGCAAGCGACACACCAAUCUUUAUGGAAUAUCAACAAACUCUUCGAACAUACAGAACGUAGAUGCCAUUAACUUCACGGGUUGCGACCCCAGAGUAAACCCUAGAGUAGCGGAGCAAAGAGGACCUCCCUCAGCCGCUGGUAGUUUGCCCUAUGGGGACGGAACAGAAAGCAUCCCGGAAGAUAAGUCGUCAAAUUUUGAAGAUUUCCCAUGCGAUCUACGGUCCUUAGCAUCCACUUGCGCCGAAUCUAAACGAAAGACUUACGAUACGAUCAGCAUUUCAACCAAUUACAGUCAAAUGACGGGAUCAUACGUUAGUGCUCAAUACUCGAGGAAAUGGCGAGUUUGCAUCGCACUUCUGGUGGGUGGCGUACUGAUCGCGCUCUGUUUGCUGGGGUUCUACCUCAACGCCGAGUCUCGCAGAGCCGAAUAUCUGGCAGCUGCUAAGGUCAAGGAAGAAGUCAGUUCAAGCGGCGAGACAGACGAUGAGCUCGCUGUGGUUGGUGAGGAGAAGAUCCCUCCAGAGUCUCCGGCUCUUGAAAAGUCCAGUUCGUGGCCGAAGAGCGAAGCGGAGGUCGAAGCCAACGCCAAGUGGCGCAUGACGAAAGGCUCCUGUGAAUACAUCGACUUACACUGUCCCGAAGGAUAUGAGCCUCCCAUUGUCUUAUUGAUCGGCAUAGACGGCCUGAGGAACGACAUGAUCACUCCUAGAACAGCACCAGCACUGCAUCACUUGGCUAAAUGUGGUGUCUGGGCCAGCCACCUCACGCCCGUUUACCCCACCGACACGUUCACCAACCUCUACACUAUCGUGACGGGUCUGUAUCCGGAAAGUCAUGGCAUCAUCGGGUCCCACAUCUACGAUGCCUCCAGAAAUAAAACUUUGAGGAUUGGCAAAUACGAAUCUAUCAAGCAGAACUGGUGGGCUGGAGACCCCGUCUGGAACACUAUUCAAAAUAGAGGCCUGAGGUCCGCCAUGUAUUACUGGCCCGGAGCGUCUGUACAAGUGAACGGCAGGUCUCCCACCAUCGAGUACAAGUACCGCAACGACUACCCGCUCGAGACCGGUGUUAAUAAGAUCAAGGAGUGGCUCCUCCUAGAGCCAGAGGACAGACCGAGUCUUCUGGGCCUGUACUUUGACAACCCAAACAAAGUCAUCAAGGAAGCCGGCAUCUACACAAAACGGGCCAACGAUUCGCUGCUGGAAGUUGACCAUCAGAUUGACCGCCUGAUGACAGCUCUGCACGAGAUGAACGUGACGUCGUGCGUUGACAUCGUGGUUGUCUCAGACCAUGGAGUGGCGCCUUCAUCAUGUGCUAACUCUCUCUACCUGGAGACAUUCAUGGAAAAAAUUGACCAUAAGGCCAGAGUUAUUACUGGUGCUGUAGGGAGACUACAGGCCAUUGAAGGCAAAGGGUCAAAUGAAGAAAUCCUCAAUCAACUGAGGUGCAAGAAUCGUAAGCUGAGAGCCCUGUCCAAAGAUGUACUUCCUAACCGAUACCACUACGCCAACAAUGAACGAAUUGAAGGAGUUAUCCUGGAUACGCUGCCCGGCAACAGGAUCGUAACCUCCGACACAAACUACUGCAAGAAAGCUGAACAUGGCUUCAACAACAUCGACCCUUUGAUGCAGGGCAUUUUCUUCGCCCGCGGUCCAUCGUUCAAGGCAAACUACAAGUUCUCUGGCUUCAGAAAUGUCGAAAUCUACAACUUACUCACGAGAUUACUAGGCACCAAGGCGUCUCCUAAUAACGGGACUGAAGGUAGUUUGUAUCAUAUCCUACGUGAUCCGCCUCCUCCACCCACAAUACGUAUCAAUGCUUGGCCCGAAAACGUCCUCUCCUUUUUGCACCCAAGGUCAAGAGAUCCUUCGUUUCUCGAAGAAUUGAAAGUACCGCCAACAGAACCAACUAUCUCUUCAUCCCCUCCGUCAACUACAAUGGUGACUCCAAUUUCAACCGAAAUGAUGUCGAGCACAUCCAUUGAGAACAGGGCUGCUACCCUCAAUGACGAUACAGGGAUGGAAUCUCCUUCUAUCUCUACCGGUACAACAGAACCAACUAUCUCUUCAUCCCCUCCGUCAACUACAAUGGUGACUCCAAUUUCAACCGAAAUGAUGUCGAGCACAUCCAUUGAGAACAAGGCCGAUUCCCUCAACGACGAUGCAGGGGUGGAAUCUUCUUCUAUCUCUACCAGCACAACCCCUUCCAUUUCUUCUCCCAUACCUAUAGAUACUCAUCCAGUUGAAGAUAAAGCCGUAGAAAAUAAAGAGCAAAUACCAGCUUCUACAACGUCCAGACCUACAGUAUCGACUUCUGAACCGUUGGUUCAAUCAUCGACUAAAGCCACUUCCACGUCUGAUCAAGAACAGUCAGAAGUAGUCUCUGAUGCUGCAGAUGAUGGAAAUGGGGAAACGAAGCAAAUUUUGGAAUCUAGCUUGAGCCAACGCGAAGGAAAAACAGUGGAUGAAUCUUCAGCCCUUGUUAAAGAUCUGCAACCAACAGCAGGUGUUGAAAGUCCUAUUCCUAAUUUAACAUUAUCUAGUGUUGUUACUCCACUAGCGGAGGGCGAAAAUAGCCGUGAUACUCCUGAAGACAAUGGCAAUGCAGUGUCCAAUUCUUCUAUUGUUUUGGAUAAAGAAAUUGCACACAACUCUCAGGUUAAUGAAGAUCUAAUGGAAGUAGGGGAACGAUCUUCUGUAGACAAUACGAUGAAAAAUGGAGUAAAAAAUGAAACACUGCUUGAGGAUAAAGAAAGCAGCACAACAUCUCCUAGUAUUUCAGUCAACGUGAGUAUUGCUUCCACUGCCAUAGUAAGUGAAGUCUCUCCUUCAGCAACCACUGACAGCUUGUCUAGUGAACAAGGAGUACAAACUUCAUCAUCCGUAAGCCCAAUCUUGCCAACAGCCACUACUCUCACAACUGGAUCUUCUAACAUCUUGCCGUCAUCCACUGAAUCUAAUGUUCAGCCAACUGCAACUAAUCUCUCAGCUAGUGACAAUUUUGAACAGAAGAAUGAUUCUUUAAGUUCCUUAACUAAUACGCAGACAACGAAUCCACAGCCUGAAAACGCGCCGCAAUCUAACAUCACAAAUGAGUCAACUAAUCCAGUAACCGAGUCCAUGUUAACUAAUCGAAAGAAGAGGAAUACCUGCGAAUGCACAUCGUCGAAAGAUCUGCAACAAGAGCGAGGUCGCGGGCAGCCGGCGCGUUCUGACCACAUCGCUCAUCACUGUCCCUUCGGCGCGCCUCAGUUCGAAGCCAGAGAAGCACCUAGAGGAACCCACUACAUCUUACCAUACACCAAUCACAUCAACGGCUACAUAGGCGAGCUGGGCACUGCGAUUUGGUCAAGUUUCACACUCACAAACUCCACCUUGGAUGCUUUGGAGAUGAAUCCUCUAGCCAACUCAACGGAUUUUGGUGGCCUCUCCGACUCGCCGUGCUGGCUCGCCGACCCACGUCUGCCCAGAGACCCUGACCAGCAGUGCAUGGAGUAUCUGUUGGACCGCUACAACACCGACGUCGUCAGCAUGCAUCAGCUCUUCCCUCAAGAAUUUGAAGCGCCGGAAGUUUUGGCAAGAGAAGGUUACUUCCUGACCAACGCCAUCGCUCUGAGGAAAGGUUUUACUGAAGGAGGUCGGCACAGCAUCGUGGGCUUGUUACGUGAGUGGACACGCAGCAGGAACGUUGUGAACGUCGUCACUGGUCCCGUCUGGGACAGAAACUACAACGGCAGAGGGGAUACGAUAAUACACAUCAGGUCUCUCGUAGAUUUCUUGACGCCCAGCCAUGUGUUUUACAUCGUCAGUUCCUGCAAGACUUCUGCAGGCUUUGAUUUGGAUGAAACUGACCUUAGAAAAUGUGCCUCAGACGAGCUGGACGUGUUGGCUUUUGUGUUCCCGAACACUAAGCUCAACGACAACUGCCAGAUGAAUGAUCGCGAAUACAGCCGCUAUCACCUAACCAGCCUGACGGACAUUGAGCGUUUGACUGGACUGCAGUUUUUCAGCGGCUUUAUUGGAGAAUCUUCGUUGCCAGUCUUACUUGCGGAGCAACCGCUCGAGCUGUGGGAUGACUAAAACAUUCCACGCUUCUACGUAUAUCUUCUACAGCUCAAACAGUAGGAUGAAUAAAAUGUCCCGCGCUUCAGAGUGUGACUUCUGCAGCUCUAGCAGUGGAAUGAUUAAAAAUUCCAGCGUCUCAGUGUAAGGCUUCUACAUCUCAAGCUGAGCUUUGACUUAAGACGUCAUUUCAGUGUAUUGCUUCUGCAAUACACUGAAUUGUAUUACAAUACACACAGUGUAUUGCUUCUGCAAGCUUAGGGUUGACUAUAAGAACUCACGUUUCAGUGCAAAGCUUUCACAGCUCAAGCUGUGGUAUGACGAAAACAUCCUGCUCUUCAGUGCACAGCUGACACUUCGGUAUGACUGACAACCUUGUGGUAUGACGCGCUUCAGUAGAAGGCUUCUACAGUUCAAGUUAUGGUAUGACUAAAACGACUCAAACUUCUGUUCAUAGCUUGUACAGCUCAAGCUGUGGUAUGACUAAGACGUUUCUCUCUGCAGUGUACAGCUUAUGCAGCUCAACCAUCGAUGUAUUACAUCAUCGCGCUCAAUAUUCUCUCUGCGAGUUUCCCGCAAAUGCGAGCUUAUUCUUUGAUUUAAAGAUACGAAGCUCUCUUUCGCAUGUGGUCGCGCUCUACAAAAGAAGCUUUUGUGUUGAAGUGAUCACAGAUAAUGGUUUUGAUUGCUCUUAUCGUGAGUUGACGAGCAUGAAAUUCGUGAAUGACCACGAAUUUCGUUCGUUAAUGGCCACGUGGAACAUUCAUGACAAUUUGAUAACUCAUUAAAAUCAUGAAAUUUCAUCGGGGAGUGAAAUAAUUUCUUGUUUUGUCACAAUUACAGCGAAUUUUUUUUCUCGUAACUCUUUAUUAAUAUGCUAUAAAUGCAUCGGAUAAACAAUGCAACGGAUUAUAUUCAAUGUUAAGUUUAACAUAUUUUUCUCUUUCUACAUCUAUAGCUCUUUAUCAAACUUGUGUAAUAAACGUUAGAUAUUGGCAUAUUUCAUAUUUUAUCUAUAAAUAAUGACAUCAUUUGACGCCAUGACAAUCACAAAUUUCCUAGUAUCAAAGUUCAUCAUAGAUUAUAUAUAUAAUAUAUAUACACAUGUAUGUAUAAAUAAAUGCGCUGUUCGUACGUUCACUGUGUUGAGCGUCGCUUGCAGUGUAACAGCUUCUUGUUUGCGUUCGUAAUUUUCUUAGAAGGCUGGACGUUAUUUCGGGUCUGCAUCAUUCUAAAACUUUCCUUAUAAAAGGCUACAAAUUAGAUCAAAUUAAAUAUGAUUCUUUGACUUAAAGACUGUGUCUUUCUAAAGUUUUAACGCCCUAAUAUGUAACGCCCUAAUAGGAAGGAAAAUCAAAAUCCAUAAUUAUGCUCUUUACUAAAAAUGCUAAGAGAUAAAUCCACUCAUACAGGAUUGAAAAGUUCCCUGGAAUUUUACAAAACCUUCCUUACAUGCUCUCUGUCAAUCAAAUGCUCUCUCUAGUUACCGCUUCAGAUUUUUAUACGUUUUGUUAUUCAGCAUUUAUUUCUAUUAAUAUAUCGCGUUAUAUAUAUACCGUUCUGAAAUCGUUCACGUACGCCCGGAUGUACCUGUUUAUCGAGUCAAUAUUAUCUUGCAUGGCAGCAUUUCUACCUCAACGCUGUGGUAGAACGUUGGGCAAAGUUUUUGUAUUCUGAACGACCGCUGCAUUAAACAUAUCGAGCUCAUUUGUCCCUCUGGUUUGUAUUGUGUUCUCCUCUCUAUUACGAUCCUUCCCCUGAAGGAUAAUGACUUCACCAAACAUAGAUAAAUUAUACAUUCAUAACUCAAUGUGCCAGAGCUUUCUAACCAUCAAACAUUAUUCUCUGCGUUUGAGUAAAGUGCUUACUUAACUUCAUGAUCCUUGAAUGUGCAGGAACAUGGACAAUUUACCAUUCCUUUCUUCUCAGUUUUUUAUCUUGGAGAAUAUAUCAGUUUUCUAUCUCAGUUUCUAUCAAAACUUUUUCUCUCCUUACGAGUUUCGUAAUCGUGCAAACUUCUGUUACCAACUUAGCAUUGCUUUUAAUGAUAUUAGUCAUUAUGCUGAUACUCUCAUUUUAUGAAGUGAGAGAAGAAUCUUCCUAGGCUGCCUUCCGCCCCAGCGAGAUUAAGCGAUAUUUGUGUUUAAUAUGUUUUAUUGUGUGGACAAUGCAUGAAUUAUUUCGUUCUAAUUUCAUAAAUUGACACACAUAAGUAAUUAAAUACUUCCCUAUGACUCCAGUAAUUGAGCUCCAGUGUUUAUGCAUAAUUAAGGAAAUUCUAGGGUGUGAAAUCCGAAAAUCUCCUGCACUAGCCGAUGUAACUUAAGUGACCUAAAUAAAUUUAUUUUCAAUUUAGAUGACCCCGUGAAGCUCUCUAAAAUUUAAAUUAAAAGAAUAAUUGCCUGAUAUUUAUCAACAUCUUCCUCGUCUUUGAACACUAUAAGUGGUCAAUGCUGCAUGGCGCCGAGAUAGCCUCAUCGCAUGUUAUCAGCUCAAAUGUUUCAUUGAGGUUUUCCUCAGCGAUAUUCUGCCCAGCAUUCUAAUAAUCUUAGCAAUAAUGCCAUAGUAAUAAUAAUUUUUACCAGUACUUCCUACAACUUCUUGUACAUUGUUGGAUCUUCAUCUGUUAUUUACUAAGCAUGCAUAAUACGCGACCUCUGUAAUGCGUGUCCCUUCCCAUUAUUAUAAACUCUCUUGCUCACUGUAGCUAUUCAGAGUUAUUAAUGUAAUUUGUUUAUAUAUAUUAUUAAAAUUUAUGCGGUGCUCUUAUAAGAGGGAGACAGAAAUUUAAUGAACUAAGAAGGAAUCUAUUGAUGGGUGAAUAUAUUGAUGUCAAGUAUG
This is a messenger RNA of Hyalella azteca, 7527 nucleotides long. Its product is annotated as venom phosphodiesterase 2. The record is from RefSeq and is a predicted model, not a curated record. The transcript is spliced from 19 exons. Gene Ontology annotation, molecular function: hydrolase activity; nucleic acid binding; metal ion binding. Lineage: Eukaryota; Metazoa; Arthropoda; Malacostraca; Amphipoda; Hyalellidae. Bases 268 to 4704 code for a protein of 1478 amino acids.